AUGCCUGUGCCACCCGUUCAACUCCCACAACCGGAACUUGACGAUUCACUGAAACCGGACACACUGUCCGAACAAGACUUAUUGUCAAAGCCUGCGGCUGCUGAGAUUGAUCAUCCGGAAGCCAACGAGGAUCAUCGCAGUCCUAUUGAAGAUUUAUUGGACGGAAAGUCGUGUCCAUUCACAGCGGGUCUCGCAUGCGCGAUUGUUGAUGAUGCCACUUCGGAGUCUGCAUUCAGAAAACUGUCCAGUCCGCCAGCAGUGGACUUAACCAAAAAUGUUGCCGAUUUGACCAAACCCACUGAACUUGACACUACUGGAGCCAAGAUACCAAACGGAACUGCAACGCUGCAUUCACCAAUGAAACUCAGUCAAAGAAGCGCUCCAGGAUCGUCACUAGGCGAUAGUCUUACAUCGCCGUUAUCACCAGAUUCUACAAACACUCAGGUCCUAGCAUUUUUCAUCGCUCUUUCUUACCACUCUGAUGACUUUAUCGCUGGCGCUAACCAUCCUGCGUUGGACGACGUUAUCGAGAAUUUGGCUGGUGAAUCGGAACGUGAGGAUAACGUGCGAGAUUUCACACCGGAUUCUGAAGAUGAAAAACAUCUGCUACAACAGCAACAUUGUCAACAAGAACAGCAAGAACUUCUUCACCGUAAAACAAAUGGUGGCACUGAGCAUAAUCUAGCUGCUCAACAUGCGCAAGAGGAUGCGGAUGCUGGAGAAUUCUAUAUGCCACCGAUAACUGGUGGUCCAACGCAUCGUAUGCGUGCCAGUGUUGGAGGACCUGCCAGCCAACGGUUUUCAAUGGGUGGUAGUGGUGGUUCGGCAUCCAAUAAACCAAAGCUCUCACAACCGCUCUAUUUCGAUGUGGUUUUCAUACCGCAUCGUGGUGCACAUCCAACUUUGCCCGACGAAGCGGCAGCAAAAGCUUUCGCCACCAGUGUUCGAUCGAAGCGAUAUGUUAUUAGCGGUAAAGAUGCAAUCAAACCGUAUAUUUUGGAUGGUCUCGUGGCCGGAAAAACCCUUUGGAAUAAACCAGGUUUGUGA
Messenger RNA from Anisakis simplex (herring worm), 1047 nucleotides. The record is from the annotation of a GenBank genome assembly. NCBI's taxonomy places the organism in Eukaryota, Metazoa, Nematoda, Chromadorea, Rhabditida, Anisakidae.